Molecule: messenger RNA, 420 nt
Organism: Saimiri boliviensis boliviensis (Bolivian squirrel monkey)
Lineage: Eukaryota; Metazoa; Chordata; Mammalia; Primates; Cebidae
Source: RefSeq, a predicted model, not a curated record
AUGCUCGGCGGUGGCGGGAAGCGCAGCCCCGGCGGGACGGGGCCGCAGGUACCGCGGGAAAGGCCUGUGGAAAAAUCAGUUGAUGUGAAGAAAAGGAAAUUCUGUGAAGCCAAUGUCUUCAGGGACCUUCAAAAAGAAGUAGAAAAUCAUCAUAAGCUCUCUUUACCUGAAGAUUCCUAUCACUUCUGGAAGUUCUGUGAAGACCUUGAUCCUGAAAAGCCAGCUGAUUCACUUUCUGCAAGCCUUGGACUUCCAUUAGUUGCUCCUUAUGAUAUCCCUGCUAGAAAACAUAAAAUGAAGAAAAAAUCAACAGGUCUGAAUUUUAACCUUCAUUGGAGGUUUUACUGUGAUCCUCCUGAGUUCCAGACCAUUACUGUUAGAGAUAAGAAAACUCAGUAUCACAUGGGGUAUUUCAGGUAA